AUGUACCUGAUCACUGUGUUGGGAAACCUGCUCAUCAUCCUGGCCGUGAGCUCAGACUCCCACCUUAACACACCCAUGUACUUCUUCCUCUCCAACCUGUCCUUGGUAGACAUCUGUUUCACCUCCACCACCGUCCCAAAGAUGCUGGUGAACAUCCAGACACAGAGAAAAGCCAUCACCUAUGCAGGAUGCAUCACCCAGAUGUAUUUUUACAUACUUUUUGCUGGGUUGGAUAUUUUCCUCUUGACUGUGAUGGCCUAUGACCGGUUUGUGGCCAUCUGCCACCCCCUGCACUACACAGUCAUCAUGAACCCCCGGCUCUGUGGACUGCUGGUUCUGAUAUGCUGGAUCAUGAUUGUCUUCUUAUUUUAUUGUACAAGUCUAGGAGUGUACUUCAGCUCUGCUGCUACCCACAAUACACACUCAAGUGCAACAGCUGCAGUGAUAUACUCUGUGGUCACACCCAUGCUGAACCCCUUCAUCUAUAGUCUCAGGAACAAGGACAUUAAACAGGCUCUGAAAGCAUUCUUUUUGAAGGAAACUACCAACAGGUCAUUGUCCUAA
Molecule: messenger RNA, 564 nt
Organism: Myotis lucifugus (little brown bat)
Lineage: Eukaryota; Metazoa; Chordata; Mammalia; Chiroptera; Vespertilionidae
Product: olfactory receptor 7A17
Exons: 2
Coding region: 1-564 (187 amino acids)
Biological process (GO): G protein-coupled receptor signaling pathway
Cellular component (GO): membrane
Molecular function (GO): G protein-coupled receptor activity; olfactory receptor activity
Source: RefSeq, a predicted model, not a curated record